AUGCUGCAUUCAGAGGCUUCAGGAUCUCAGGGCCUUUCUGCACUUGAGAACCCCCAAAACUAUGUGCAGGCACUGUCUCGAAGACGCUGUUCUCCACGAAGUUUUCCCUAUACUUCGCACCAUAAUAGUACUCGUCGGCAAUUUAUCGAAAAUGCAGCAGUUGACUGUGAUAAGGUUUCAACAGGUUGCCUUUGCGACGUUGAAUAUAAUGCUUCUCCUCUUCCGUCAAUGGGUGAGAUGAUUCUCCCAGCCCAUGGCGGUCGGUCCAAGAGCCCCGUGGUAGCCGUCAUCGGAACCGGGUACAUUGGAUUUCAGCUUGUCGCAACAUUUGGCCAAAAGUAUAAAACCAUUGCCUUCGACAUUCGCGAAGAUCGCAUCAAGGACAUUGCCUCCCUGGUAGGGAGAGAGCCCAAUAUUAUCUGCUCGACGGACGCUGCCCAGCUGGUGAACGCCACCCACUUUCUGAUUGCCGUACCUACUGGCCUCUCGUAUGGGAGUAAGGAGGUUGAUAUUUCCCCGCUCCACGCAGCCCUUGAUACGGUUGGACGAUAUGCGCAGAGAGAAGCCACUGUAGUGAUAGAAAGUUCGGUUGCCGUUGGGAUGACGAGAAAACUCCUAGGACCUCUCCUAGUUACGAAGGCUCUUAAGGGCGGCAUGUCCCCCGAGGGAAUCCCAAAGGUCAUAUCCGGCCUUGAUGAUAUUUCCCCUGGUUCUUUGGCCAGCAUCGAGUCACUUUAUGGCAGCAUCUUCGCAAAUUUGGUCAAGGUAUCUACUCCGGAAGUGGCAGAGAUGACUAAGCUGUACGAGAACUGCCAACGGAUGGUCUGCAUUGCCUACGCUAACGAAAUGGCUGACGCUUGUGCUGUCCAUAACAUUGACCCAUUUGAGGUGUCCUCUGCUGCGGCAACAAAACCGUUCGGCUAUUGUCCUAUCGUUCCAGGUAUUGGUGCCGGAGGAAGUUGUAUUCCCAUCAAUCCUUAUUACCUCUUCCUUGACGGAAAGUUUCCUCUGUUAAAAUCUGCCACCGAGAAUACAUGGAAUCGACCACGUGUAAUCGCGGACCGAAUUAUGGCCUCUUAUUGGGAGUCGCGCCCGGAACGGAACGGCUUUUCACGGCUGAACCCGAGUAUACUCGUUGUCGGAGUCGCUUUCAAGCCUGGCCAGUCUUCGGUUACCUUUUCGCCCGGAGUGGCCCUGAUCCAGCAUCUUAUGACACAUUGGAAAGCACAUGUCACAUUUGCAGAUCCCCUUGUCCAAUCGAUCCCUGUUCCCAAUGUGACUCGGUUGGAUGAGUCUAAGGAGUGGCAUAAGCAGCGAUUGGAGCAGUUCGACAUCAUUAUCGUCGCAAUGAAACAGGACAACUUAGAUUGGGCCCUCCUUGGUGGUUUGGAGGGGGUCCGCCUGAUCAUGUGUUGCGCGUAA
Penicillium arizonense is the source of this 1422-nucleotide messenger RNA. Its product is annotated as nucleotide sugar dehydrogenase. The record is from RefSeq and is a predicted model, not a curated record. Bases 1 to 1422 code for a protein of 473 amino acids. Lineage: Eukaryota; Fungi; Ascomycota; Eurotiomycetes; Eurotiales; Aspergillaceae. The transcript has 2 exons. Gene Ontology annotation, molecular function: oxidoreductase activity, acting on the CH-CH group of donors, NAD or NADP as acceptor; NAD binding; oxidoreductase activity, acting on the CH-OH group of donors, NAD or NADP as acceptor. Gene Ontology annotation, biological process: polysaccharide biosynthetic process.